UGAAGUUGGCAGUUAGCAGUUUCGACCGAGCGUUUGCGUGAAUAACAGCGUGUGGCGCAAGCGAGCGAUUUCGAGGCGAUUCCGAGGCGAUUUCGGGGCGAUUCUGUUACCGAGGCGAAGCGAAAAUUAACCGAAGUACGCGUCGUGCGAUUGUUGUUGGUGUUGUUUUUUUUCGAGUGCGAGAGUGCGAGUGGGAGGGGCGACAGCCUCCGCGACAAGGAGGCACACAUACACGCACACACACACACUAACGUAUAUAGUGCGCCAGGACGAGAGCAUCGAAACACGAAACGAAGCGAAAUUGAACAGGACCUUUUUGGGGGCAAUUGGCGCGAGGAAGUCGCCGCGGCGAACAGAAACACGCUGGCCGUUGACCGAGUGGCAACGCGGCCCGGAGAAUUCGGUUUCCAAAUUGCAAAUUGCACAUUUGUAGAAUCUCAUUGAGAAGCCGAGAAGCCGAGUAUCGAGUAUUUAUUGAGAGGGAAUUCGGUGCCUGAAUCCGAAUCGAAAUCGGAAUUGGAAUCGAAUUGAAGCGGAGAAACUGUAAAUUGGCAGCUGUUGCAUGCUGUGGCAGACUUGGUGACGCCGCGAGUGCCGUCGCCGCGUCUUGUUUUUGUUGUUUGUUUGUUUGGUGACCCCGAAAUUCGAUCCUCGCGAGUGUUACCGCCUAAUUAACCACAAAAAGAAGAAAAGAAAUACAAAAGAAAUUUAAAUAAAACAGAGAAAAAGGAACAGAGAAAAAUAAAAAAACAGUGAAGCGGAAGGAGUUCUUCUGACUCGAGGAGAACGAGGUACUUCGCAUUCGAGCCAAUGGUCCGAGCGACAGGGACAACGAUGGAGCUGCUGCUGCCCGUCGUCCUGGCACUGGCCAUCCUCGGAUCCGCCGUCCUGUCCGCCGGCAUUUCGCCCAACGAUCCCUGCUACUUCGAGGGCAAACCGCGCAAGUGUUUGCCGAGUUUCGUGAACGCCGCCUACGGGAAUCCGGUGCAGGCGUCCAGCGUUUGUGGCGCCCAAAACCCCGAGCGGUACUGCGAACUGCUGCGCGAUGGGAACGCCGGCGAGUGCCGCCCAUGCGAACGGGAGCGGUACGGUCCCGCUGCUCUCACCGACUUGAAUAACCCCAGCAAUGUGACCUGCUGGCGCUCGGGAGCGGUUAAUGUGCCCCACGAUCCGGACACUGCACCACCGGAUAAUGUCACCUUGACCCUGUCGUUGGGUAAAAAAUACGAGCUGACCUACAUAUCGCUAUCGUUCUGCCCCCGAUCCCCGCGUCCCGAUUCGUUGGCUAUUUUCAAGAGCUCUGACUUCGGACAGACCUGGCAACCCUUCCAGUUCUACAGUUCCCAGUGCCAGAAGUUCUACGGCAGGCCGGAUCGCGCCAAGAUCUCCAAGUUCAAUGAGCAGGAGGCACGUUGCAUUAACUCGCAACAUGAUACGGGCGGUGCAGCUCAGAGAUUUGCAUUUAAUACUUUGGAGGGCAGACCGUCGGCCAAUGACCUUGAUUCGUCGCUGGUUCUGCAGGAUUGGGUGACUGCCACCGAUAUUCGGGUGGUGUUCCAUCGACUAGAGUUGCCACCACAGCUGUUGAAGGUGAAAAAUGCGAACACGUUCAGUGAUGAAAUGGGCGGAAGUCGUGAAGGCGAUGAAGAUGAUGACGAGGAUGCGGACUUGGAGUUGGAUGGCGAGCAGGAUGAGUACGAUUACAAUCUGCAGGAUAACGAUAGUGCCGAUGCCGGAUACGAUGAGUACGAGGAGCCCAAAAAGCAUUUGGAACUGGACGACGAUCAUUUGCAUCUGGAUUAUGCCAGCGAUGGGGAAUCUGUGGUGAAAAGGCAGGGGAAACACAAGAGUAGCGCCUACGAAAAGCAUUAUCAGAGCAAAAUUGCGGUGACCACGCCCCCUCAGACGCCCUCGGUGAAGGUCACGCCCUCGGGCAAGGCGACGCCCCCCAGCACAACGGCCGCCCCCGUCAGUUUGCCCGUUUCACAGCACUAUGCCGUUUCCGAUUUUGCCGUCGGCGGAAGGUGCAAGUGCAACGGUCAUGCCUCCGAAUGCGUGGCCACCGUUAGUGGAGUGUCCACAUCCCCGGCUGGACAGGAUCAGGACGAGGGACAGGACGAGGACACGCCCCCACUGGCCGCCCACUUCGGGAGGAGCAGCCAGCUGAGCGGCAAGUUGACGAUGACGUGCGCCUGCAAGCACAACACCGCCGGUCCGGAAUGCGAGCGCUGCAAGCCCUUCUACUUCGAUCGCCCGUGGGGCAGGGCCACCGACAACGAUGCCAACGAGUGCAAGAUGUGCCAGUGCAACGGACACGCCCGUCGCUGCCGCUUCAACCUGGAGCUAUACAAACUAUCUGGUCGGGUUUCGGGGGGCGUGUGCUACAACUGCCAACACGAUACUACCGGAAGAUACUGCCACUAUUGCCGCGAGGGAUACUACCGCGAUGCCACCAAGCCGCCGAAUCAUCGCAAAGUGUGCAAGCGCUGCGAUUGCCAUCCCGUGGGCUCGACGGGCAAGACGUGCAACCAUUUGAGUGGCCAGUGUCCUUGCAAGGAGGGCGUCACCGGACUGACUUGCAACCGAUGCGCCAGAGGCUACCAGCAGACCCGCUCCCACGUGGCACCCUGCAUCAAAGUGCCCACCAAUGCGAACAUGAUCCAAGCGGAGAGCGCCGGCGGAGGUGGCGGCGGGGGAGGAGCGGGCGAUUACAAGGACGGCGGCGGUUCGCAGGUCGAGGAGAUGAAGAAGUACUGCGGCAAGUGCAAGGCGAGUCCCAAGAAGCUCAACCUCAACAAGUUCUGCAUGGAAGAUUAUGCUAUUUUGGCGAAGGUAAUUGGACAUGAUCGCGCCUCGCAGGACAUCAGCACGGAGAAGUUCUCGAUAGAGCGGCAGAAUGAGAUCUACAAGUACGAGAUCAACAUCCAGACGAUCUUCAAGCGGAACCCCAUGUCGGGCACAACCAGUUCUCUGCUGGGAAGGGGCAACAUGAUGCUCCUCGUGCCGCGCAAGAGCAUCGAGUGCCAGUGCCCCAAAAUCAAGCUAAACAAGUCGUAUCUGAUCCUUGGACGUGACUCGGAGGCGGCGCCCGGGUAUCUGGCCAUCGGACCCAGCUCGGUGGUCCUCGAGUGGAAGGACGAGUGGUCGUUGCGCAUGAAGCGCUUCCAGCGGCGGGCACGCAAAUGCAGUUGAAUCGAGCCGGAAACGGAAUAUGUCAGAGCGGAUUUCAAUUUCACACACUUGGCUAGGUAUCGGUUUUUGUAUAAAUUGUACAGUUUACUCAAGUUUCUGACCUUCUUCGGCAUUAUGCUAUAAAUUAAUCGAAUCCGGAUCAAGACCCCCUAACUCCCUAAUCUCCUUCACCAAAUCAGAUGCAAUUCCCCAAACCGGAAGUUAAAACCACAUAGCGGAAUCCCAUCUAUAUAAUCUCAAUCUCAAUUCCUUUCUUCCGGCGUUUUUGGUAUCUAAUUCACAAAGCGCUUCACACGGCAAACACAGAAAACAAUCGGAAAACAGACGGCAGACACAAUGUAUUAUCCCCACUUUAUUGAGCAAGCCCGCCAAAUGCUAAUUACAGUUACAGUCACUCUUCAAUGGGCGGAAUGCGUGGGCGUGGCAGUGUGUCCAUAACGGUUUAUGCUGGCCAUAAAAAGAAGUGCAGUUAUAAAUUGAAAAUAAGUGCGAAAAAAAAGAGCUGAAACAUCGGGCCAAAAAGCGUCGCGUGUCGUUCAAACGGAAAUUGGAAAUGUUGGUAAGAGAGGGGGAAAAAAAGGGCGGGAAAAGGGGGGAAAGUGGGGGGGGGAAAGAUGAACAAACAGGCCACGUCGACACAUAAGUGCAGUCAUAAACCAACAAACACGGGCCUUGACCAUCUGCCCAGCCACAAACUUGCCAAUAUUGAGGGCACUCCAGUGAAAAUGGGUUUAAAAUAACAGAAUAUUUCCAUAUAUUUUACUUCCCUUUAAUACCAUAAUUUCCCUUCAAAUUAAAUUUUGUUUCAAGCUAAAAUUAUUCUUAUAAAAUCCAUCAAAUGAUUGAAAAACGUUCAAAAAAGCCGUGAAAAAACCCUGAAAUUUUAAUUAACCGAAAAUCUAUUACAAAUGCUUUUAUUUCCAUGUUAAUCGCUGAAAACCAAAUCAAAUCAAAACCAAAUCUUUUUGAAAGGGAAACUAAAUACGAAAAUUAGUUAACAUUGUCUAUAUUUUUCAAUGCCAUUAUUUGUUUUAAAAAUUAGUCAUCAUUGUUUAACAAGUUCAAAGUCAUGUUUAUUUAUUUUAUUAAAAGAUCUAUAAAACAAAUUAAUUUUUUGUUACCUUGGUUGCUCUGAAUUCCCCUCAUGAUUUUUCAAAUGUUUUCAAUUAUUUUUUUUUUUUGUUAUUUUUUUAGCUUGCCAUUCGUAACCGAAAAUUGAUUCAAUUUCCCAUAUUUGCCAAAACGCUGUUUAAUAUUUACCAUUUGUUGCUUGUCCAACCAUGAAAUUCCUUCUUGUUUUUUAUUUAGAACUUUUCCGGCUAUAAAUUUUAGUUUUCGUAAACGUUUUUUUCCAGCAGUAAAGUGCUUCUCAAGAAUUUAUGCAAACAGUUUUUGCCCAUAAUUAUGCACAUGUUUAUUGACAAACUGCUAGUUGAUUUUUCACGCGCUUUUGCAUACCAAUUUGUUUGAUGGAUGCAUCAAUAAAAAGCCAAGGCAGCAAAACCGUAUUUAAAAUGCAUUUAUUUGAAUUUAAUUUUCAAUUUGAAUUAUGCAUGCAAAUUGUAAGCGCAUCGAUUCAUUUUCGCUCUCUUUCUCUCUCUCUCUUUCUCGCUUGCUCGCCGGCAUUAAUCCGAUUCAGUUCGGAAUCGAAGGCGUUAAGAGUGAGAUCGAGGUGUUAUUGAGGGGCAUUGAAGGGGAAGCACCGGUUGUAACUCGUUUUUUGAGCAUAUGUGUAGGCCACGCAACACUUGAAACUCAUCCCAGGUAGACCCUCUGUACAGUGAACUCCGGUUAAGAGAGAACUCCGAAAUUUUCGAUAUAUAUUUCCUCCAUUACAAUUUUUUAUUGCAUUUAUACAAUCUUCAAUUUGCUUAUGUUCUUAUAUUUUAAUUUAAUGACAAUUGCUAAUUUAUUUCUCGUUUAGAAUAGCAUACCUAUAUAGUUUUUAGCAAACUUCUGUAACUUGUGGUGUUUAUACCCGUUUUCAUUACUGAAUGCUCACUGUACUGCUCGAUAAGCAUCACAGGCAUAAAACCAACAAAGCAACAGACAACAUGAAACACGUAACACAAAUUAAACAGCAAAAACAAACAGAAAAAUGAGCUUUCGGUAACAAAUUCACAGAAAAAAAACAAAACCUUCUUGAGAUCCACUUUAAAUUGGAUUUCUAUAAUUCAUAGAAAGCGAAACAAAUAUUUGAAUAAUGUGCCAAAAAAUAAUGUUUUAUUAAUAUUUAGUACCUUAUAAAAUAUGAAUAUUGAAUAGAUUUCUGUCUGUGUAUACAGUACAAAUGAACUUCGUGGGUUGAACGAGUGAUAUGCAUGCCUCCCUGACAAAAAAAUCAAAUAAAAAGAAAAAAAAAGUAGAAAACCGGCGAACCACCGACGAUUGCAGUUACAUUUUUUCGAUGUUGCUGCGGAUUAAACAUGUUUCGGUCUCAAAAUGUAACAUGAUAUAUGACAGCCAAGUGUCGAACUUGAUAAAUGUUUUAAUGAAUUUAUUUUCGUGUUUAUGUGCUGGCUUUGAAUAAUAACUGGCGAGUGACUGAGUCGAGAGAUCUUUUUGGCUGACUUUGCCACGACACCUACUCUCAUUCCCCUUCUCCGAAGCCGAUGUGUCUGUCCGAUGUGAGUUACCUCCGACUUCCAGCUUCAUUUUCCAUUCACCCCGCUCAAUUCCCCCUGCUCCGUUCAGAAGUUGUUCAGGUCCGAAGACCGUGACCAUGAUGUAUGAUAAAUCAAAAUGGGGGCAACAUAUGCAGGGACAGUCCGCGCCGGACAGUUAACAUGCUGCGGCAUUUAAGCCGAGAUUUGUGUUCGCAUUUGCAGUCGCAGUCGCAGUCGCAGUCGCAUUCACUCGCCCAUUCGCCCAGGGACGCAUAAUUAGCUCUGGCUCAGUUGCUGUUUCUGGCCAUGCCAUCUGGAUCUGCCUGGGAUUCGUAUCUGUAUCUCUGCCAUAUAUGUUUCCCUAUCUCUUUCUCUUUUGGUUUCUCUUGCUGUUGCUGUUUUCCACUGUUUCCCACUGGCCAACGCGGCGUAUGAGUCAUGAACACACGUGUGCUCACCGCAGGCAACACAUUCAAACAGACAGGACACUCUUCGGGGAGCAUGUCCUGCAGCAAGAUAAAUGCAAAAUUGUCAACUGUUAACCGUAUACAUUUGUACACAAUUUUAUGCAGAAUGCUACCCUGCACAAUUCAGGAUUGUUCGGCAAACAUAAAAUUCAGAGUUUUUGUUUUCAAAGACUUAAAAGCUUUUCCAGUACAUUUAUAUAAAUUUUUAUUACUUGCUAAAAAUACUUCAUUUUGAUUAAUUUAUACUUUAUGCAAAUGAAAAUUCAAUGCAACAUAAAUGCCACAAAUAUUUCGAAUUCAUCUCAUUUAAUUUCAAAAAUAUUUUAAGAUCUUCUAAUGCCGCCACUCAAUUGUGAACAAAUAUUGUCUCGCCGAAAUAAUAAUUUUGAAACACAUAAAUAAAUUUAUUUACAUUUAAUGUGUGCCAUCAAAUUUCAAAGUACCCCUUUUGAAUGGACGCUUAAUGCCCAUAUUUUGUAGCGCACAAAGGCAUUGUUUCCGCUUUUCGAUCUUAUUAGGGCCGAGAGCAUCCAACCCUCGCCAUUUGGGGCAACCCCUUACCUGGAAUUCCCGAAAAUGCCGUCAAAUGAAUGCCACAAAAAAAUGGCUCGACAACAGAAAAGAACAGAACCAAACAUAACAGCCAAAAAAAAAAAAAAAAGGGAAUAAUCAAAUGAGAAAUUCAAUUGUGGCCUCGGUCUCUCGUCGUUUUUGGUCUCGUCGAAUGUGGACGGCUUCAUGCCUUCAUGCAUAUUUAAAUGAGAUUUUGCGUUAACUGAAUUUUUUUCAGCGGCAGCCCCUCCGCUGGGGCUGAGGGGGCGUGGCCAGUCGGAAAUGUGGGCGUGGGCGGCCCUGACAAGAAAAAAAAACAUAUUAAUUUAUAUAAUGUACGUGUACGCACAGAGAUAUAAAACAUUUAUAUAGAUUUAAAUAAAUUGGGUUUCGCUCAUUCUUUUCAUUUCAUUCUCUCUCUUUUUUUUUUCGUUUGCAAUUUUUGUCGUUCAUUUAACGCACAAUGGAAAGGGAGGGGCGGAGGGUGUAGAAGGGGGCGUGGCAACAGGCGUGUUGUCGCAUAUGUAUUUUAAAUAGGAUGCAGGCCCCAUUAGCAUAUAAAUUGACGCCGCGACAGUUGAGUGGAUAAAAAGGAAAUCUCUUAACCGUUUCGAGGGGCUUUUUAAAAAACUGAAAGGGUGACUCGUAACUGUUAACUAGCAUUUGGUAAAAAAAACAGAGGAAAAAAACAGAAAAAAAUACAAAAAAAUAAUAAUUGAAAUGCCCACCAAAUAUCACAGACAAAAACACUAUUCGUACUGAAAAAAAAGAACAAAAACAACAAAAGCCCCCAGCUGACAAAUUGACUUCCGUUUCCGCUAAUUCAAAAACAAAAUGAAAUUUCUUCGAAAGAAUGAACUUAAGUACUUAAAGAGAGAUGCAAACAUAACCAAAUUAGUCAUUAGUUGAUAUGUCAAGCCGUUUAUUUAUUUACACACAUUUUUUUCCUAAUCUAAUUAUUAAUUAUAAAUUAAUACACCUAAACGGAAUAUAUUUAUAAACGAACUCGAAGCGAAAUGAAAUGAAAUGUAUUUAUGUGUUAUGAAAACCGGAAAGGAAAUGGAAAGAAUUUCUUCUUUUCUGUAGAUGACUUCCCUUUUAGUUUGCAAAUGCAUUUAGCAUGGCCUACUAAUCACAUAUCCUUCGACCACACACACACACACAAGCACACACACAAGUAAACACGAUUAAUUAUUAAAUAAUGUUUUUUUUUUUUGUCAGACUAAUAUGAAUAUCAUGCGUGUGUGUCCAAAACGAAUUAUUCAUAUGGUAAGCUAAAUAGAAAAAGAAAAAAGAAAAAAACACAAAGGAAUACAUAAAACGCAUAAAUGCAUAUAAAACAUAAAUAUAAUCAAAAAUGAAACACAAAAUGAAAGCAAUUUUUUUUCUUAGAUUUUUUGUAAAUACUCAAAAAACGUAACGAGUGAAGAAAAAGAAGAAGACGAAAUGGUAAGGCAGAUAGAACUAUAUAUAUACAUAUAUAUCUAGAUAUAUAUGUAUUGAAAAAUUGAUUACAAUUUCGAUUAUUGCUAAUUAUUAUGUUGAACCAUAAAUUGCACACACACACUCUCUCACCUACACACAUACACACACACACUCACACACAGGAAAAGGCAGCAAAAGAAAGCAAGAGAAAUUCACAUUGUCUGAUAUUAAAGUAUUGUAGUUGGUACUUAUAUAAUAUAUAUAUAUAUAAAUAAAUAUUAAAAUACAAUUAAUCGUAAUACAUAAAGUAUGCAAUUUUUGUGGCAAAAGAAAAAAAUAUAUCAAAGACAUGCAGACGGAAGAGAAUCCAAGUUAUAUAUAUAUAUCAUUUAUGUGUACUUGAAAAAGUAAAAAACCGAAAAACAAAGCAAAAUGAGCAUGAAAGUUUAAUCGAAUUAAGUGGACAAAUUGCUAAUAAUAAUAAUAAAACUAAUAACGAAAUCAA
Molecule: messenger RNA, 8747 nt
Organism: Drosophila ficusphila
Lineage: Eukaryota; Metazoa; Arthropoda; Insecta; Diptera; Drosophilidae
Product: netrin-B
Exons: 8
Coding region: 811-3192 (793 amino acids)
Molecular function (GO): protein binding
Source: RefSeq, a predicted model, not a curated record